CGCGGCCGAGAAGAGUCAAUCCCCGUUUUCUUGUCCAUUUCACCUAUUUUGCCUUGCAAAAGACCCACUCAUAAUGACUCCGGACGCCAAGGUCGAGGAGAAAGCACGGCCGGUCAGCGACCCGGAACGCGGUCCGGAGCACGGAGCGGCUCCCGACGUCCCCGCCGGCCGAUUGGCCCGCGUCCGGAGAGUCCUCUAUAAGGCGGCCCAGUUCGGUCGAGUCGAGGUGCGGGGCAUCACUCCGAUCCCUGUCAAGGAGCGCACCGUUGAGAGGACCGUCAAUAUCUUCACACUAUGGUGGUCCAUGAACACGAAUAUCCUGGGCAUCACCUUCGGCAUGCUUGCGCCCAUCUACGGCCUCAACCUCCGAGACAGCUCCUUGGUCAUCUUAUUCUUUACACUGUUGACCACCGUCCUGCCCGCCUAUCUCUCCACGUGGGGUCCAAAGACUGGCAUGAGGCAGAUGCUGCAGGCCCGGUACAGUUUUGGCCGCAACCUCGUCUCGAUUCCCGUCCUGCUCAAUCUCGCAACCCUUAUCGCCUUCUGCGUCAUCAUGGCCGUGGUCGGCGGCCAGUGCCUUUCGUCGGUCGCCGACGGCAACCUGAGCGUCUCGCUCGGCAUCGUCCUCACCGCCAUUCUCACCCUGGGCAUUUCCUUCUGCGGCUUUACCGUCCUGCACAUGUUCGAGCGUUACGCCUGGAUCACCGCCUUGAUAUCCAUCAUUGUCGCUGUCGGGACCGGCGGCAAGGAGCUGCGGAACCAAGUCACAUACGACGCUCCUCCGGCAGCAUCAUCCGUCUUGUCCUUUGGCAUGAUCGUGGCGUCGUACAUGAUCCCGUGGGCGUGCCUUUCCUCCGAUUUCACAACCUACCUCAAGCCCGACACUUCCUCAACGAAGAUAUUCACCUACUCGUACCUCGGCCUGGCAGUCCCUACCAUCCUGCUCAUGACGCUCGGCUCGGCGAUCGGCAACGCCAUCGCCAACGUCCCGCACUGGCAAGACGCCUACGAUGAGACGCUGGUCGGCGGCGUGCUGGCGGCCAUGCUCGCGCCGGCGGGCGGGUUCGGCAAGUUCCUCGUCGUGCUGCUCUCCUUUUCGCUGCUCGGCAACCUCGCGGCGACCUCGUACAGCGUCACGCUCAACCUGCAGCUGCUGCUGCCCUUCCUAGUCAAGGUGCCGAGGUACCUGUUCUCGAUCGUCUUUGCCGCGAUUGUCAUACCGCUUGCGAUCCGCGCGGCGGAUGAUUUCUUUGUGAGCUUGGAGAACUUCGUGGCGCUGAUUGGGUAUUGGACGUCGGCGUUCCUGGCUGUGGUGUUGGUUGAGCAUUUUGUGUUUCGGAAGGGGGAUUGCGCCGCCUAUGAUGCCGAGGCGUGGAAUGAUGCCGGGCGGCUGCCUUGGGGUGUCGCGGCGCUCGGCGCCGGGACGUUGAGUUUUGCGCUCGUAAUCCCGAGCAUGGCGCAGGUGUGGUGGACGGGGCCUAUCGCGGAGAAGACGGGUGAUAUCGGGUUUGAGCUGGCCUUUGUGGUGUCGGGGUUGUUGUACUUGCCGUUGCGGUGGGCGGAGAAGCGUUGGUCGCGGAGGUGAUGAAGGUUGUCGGGAUGCAUACGUUCCGUCAAGCAUGGAAGAAGGAGUCUGUCUGAGAGGCGGAUAGAGCGUUGCAUUGAAGACAUAGAAGGCAGUGAUCUGAGGGAGGAUAAAGGUAAUGUAUUGGCAGACGCGGGAGGCAGCGCUGAGUUCAACAGAUACCCUAGAAAGGCGUUCAACUGCAUCCAAAUCCAG
This is a messenger RNA of Parathielavia appendiculata, 1780 nucleotides long. RefSeq lists its product as uncharacterized. The coding region runs from base 74 to 1585 and encodes 503 amino acids. The record is from RefSeq and is a predicted model, not a curated record. NCBI's taxonomy places the organism in Eukaryota, Fungi, Ascomycota, Sordariomycetes, Sordariales, Chaetomiaceae. Gene Ontology annotation, cellular component: plasma membrane. The transcript is spliced from 4 exons. Gene Ontology annotation, molecular function: transmembrane transporter activity. Gene Ontology annotation, biological process: transmembrane transport.